CCGGCCCUCAGCCCCGCCCCCCGCGCGCAGGUCGGGGUCGCCGCGGACCCUGCCGCGUCUCUGGCCGUCGCCGGGAGGAAGAUGCUGCCGCCGAGCCUCCGUCCCGUCCACCGUCUCCUCGUCCUCGCGCUCCUGGUCCUGCCGCUGCCCUCGCCGACCCCCGCCCGCGCCCCCGCGCCCCCGGGCCCCGCGGCCGCCCUGCUCCGGGCUCUCGGGCUGCACGAUGCGCCCCGCGGCGCCCCUACGCCCCGGCCGGUGCCUCCGGUCAUGUGGCGCCUGUUCCGCCGCCGCGACCCCCAGGAGGCCAGAGCGGGCCCGCGACGGGCGUCCCCGGGGGCCGCCGUCCGACCGUGCCACGUGGAGGAGCUGGGGGUCGCCGGAAACAUCGUGCGGCACGUCCCGGCCCGCGGUGCGCGCGCCCGGCCCGCGGAGCCCGCGGCGGCGACGGGGGCGCCGUGCCCCGAGUGGACCGUGGUGUUCGACCUGGCGGCCGUGGACGACGCCGAGCGCGCGAGCCUCGCCCGGCUGGAGCUGCGCUUCGCGGCGGCGGUGGCGGCGGCCGCGGGGCCCGGCGCGGGCGGCUGGGAGCUGAGCGUGGCGCUGGCGGGCGACGCGGGCGCGGGGCCCGGGCCGGUGCUGCUGCGGCGCGCCGUGCGGGGCCUGGAGCUGCCGGUGCGCGCUGAGCUGCCGCCCGCCGCCUGCGCCCGCAACGCGUCGGUGCCGCGCGGCCUCCGCCUGGCCCUGGCGCUGCGCCCCGGGAGCCCCGCCGCCCCCGCCGCCUGCGCCGCCCUGGCCGAGGCCUCGCUGCUGCUGGUGACCGUGGACCCGCGCCUGUGCCACCCGCUGGCCCGGCCGCGGCGCGGGGCGGAGGCGGCGCUCCCGGGCGGCGCGUGUCGCGCGCGGCGGCUGUACGUGAGCUUCCGCGACGUGGGCUGGCACCGCUGGGUCAUCGCGCCGCGCGGCUUCCUCGCCAACUACUGCCAGGGCCGCUGCGCGCUGCCCGCGCCCGGGGCGCCGCCCGCGCUCAACCACGCGGUGCUGCGCGCGCUCGUGCCCGGCGCCGGCCCGCCCUGCUGCGUGCCCGCGCGCCUGUCGCCCAUCUCCGUGCUCUUCUUCGACAACAGCGACAACGUGGUGCUCAGGCACUACGAGGACAUGGUGGUGGACGAGUGCGGCUGCCGCUGACCCGCGCCCCAGCAAGGACGGACCGUUUUUGUUAAUGUUUUAUUGGUGACAAAAGAGCUUAAAACAAAUUGACCAAAAAUCAAGUGACA
Castor canadensis (American beaver) is the source of this 1274-nucleotide messenger RNA. RefSeq names its product embryonic growth/differentiation factor 1. Gene Ontology annotation, molecular function: cytokine activity; growth factor activity. NCBI's taxonomy places the organism in Eukaryota, Metazoa, Chordata, Mammalia, Rodentia, Castoridae. Gene Ontology annotation, cellular component: extracellular region. The record is from RefSeq and is a predicted model, not a curated record.